UUCCUCCACAAGCACUUAUGAGAAGUGCUUUUUCAUUCUAAAAAAACAUUUAUUUUUAAAAGUCAUUCUCUCUGCUCUCCUGAUCAUCAUGAAACAAUGCUACCAAAUAAUCAAUCAGUUGAUUCACUCCAAAAGAAUGAUUCACUCCCAAAGAAUUAUCGGCGAAAAAUAUGGAUGAUGGGUGACGGGAUUCCGGCUGGGAGACGUUUCCGACGGCACGUUCAGUUUGUGGAGCCGCGGAAGUCGAGAUUGAGAGUGCGGCGGAGCUAUGAGGUAAUCGCGGAGGUCGCGAUGGAGUUUCAAGGUUGUUCUCGUGUUUUCGUCGACAAAUCCGAUCUCAUCAACCUUGAUCUCUCAGACACCACCGAGAAAAUCAUCGCUGAAUACAUAUGGUUAGUUAGUUAUCACUUUCUUCACUCUUUCUAACACAGUAUCGAUGAUGUUGUUUUUGCUUCUUCCGUACGUACGAAAGACACUACUAAAAACUAGUUUGUUCGAUGUCUUUUUCUGUUUUAUUUACAUUAUGACAGGAUUGGUGGCUCUGGUUUGGACGUGAGGAGCAAAGCAAGGUUAAAAAUUGGAAUGAAAAUAAAUGGUUUACAUUUGUCAAUUUUUGAACCAACAUACUGAAAGUAAAAAAUACUAGUUUAUCCUUAGUAUUACUAUUAAUCUUAGCUCUGAAAUAUCCUAUACUAUUGCAAUUUUUUACGAACUAGUGUAAAUUAAAGACUAGCUACAAUAAUUGCAUAUUAACUUUGUGAUGUUAAGCAUUACCCUACUGAUAAAACUAUGAAUAUCAAUUGUCAUUGUGUUAGAUGCCUUGUAAUUGUCAUUGUGUCAUAUGUGUGUAGGUUAGAGAACUUUAAUAAGAAGGAAGUUUUAUUUUUACAUGUGUGUCAUAUGUUUCUUUUAUAUUCAUCAAUGUUGAUUUAUUAAUAUCUUUCAAUAUUUUGCAUUUGGUUACUACGAGGCUCCACCUGAGGAGGAUUUGGCACUGUUGAAAGAAGAGACUGCAAGAAGGAUAGAAGAUGUUCGAAGAAAUGUCGAGGAGAAGCUUCAGACAGAGGAAGUCAAGUUGGAAA
Molecule: messenger RNA, 1082 nt
Organism: Vicia villosa (hairy vetch)
Lineage: Eukaryota; Viridiplantae; Streptophyta; Magnoliopsida; Fabales; Fabaceae
Exons: 2
Coding region: 97-426 (109 amino acids)
Source: RefSeq, a predicted model, not a curated record